CCAAUCAAAUGAAAGCAAGCUUCAGUUUUUGCAAGGCGCCAGUUUUGUUUUUGUCUACAAGUUGACGGCUGCAGGUUCGCUAGCAGAUUCGGUCGCCAUGGCGGAUAACACUUUCCCAGUCUACGAUGUGGACUUUAUCGUGAACUAUUACCGCAAUGAGGUUCUGACCGGCCAGGAGGCCCGGAAGGUCAGCAAAGGAGACCUGAGCCCGGUCCCCAAGCCUGAAGUGGUUCAGACCAUCUACAUGAGGGUCCUGUACCUGGUGUCGCGCUUUGGACCAGAGUGCCACUCCAUGGUUCCCCUGUCAGAGGACAUCCAGAACCCGACCUAUCAUGAGGGGGCUGCUGCCAUCCUUAGCCUCUUCAACCGCAUGAAGCAGUUCCUGCAAAUGUGCCUGAUGUACGACUUCUCCCUCAAUGAUCUGCUGGCUCCCAAGAAACAGCGGACUCUGGUCAUUCUGAGCGCCAUCAUGAACUUUCUGAAAUUCAGGAAGGAGAGGCUGGAGAGGAUGCUGGAGACGCGCGCUGUGCUGAGGGCAGCCAAGGAGAAGCAGGAGCUUUUCAACAAAGGCAUCAGAGACCUGGAGAAGAAGAUCCAGCUCCUAACGACCAUCCCCCCAGAGCAGCAGGCUGAGGCUGAACGGCUGGCAGCUGAUCUCUCCGAGCUGCAGGCCAACAUCCGGCAGGAGUACAAGGAAGGGAAUGCCAUCAGUGAAAGUGUUGCGGAGCUGAAGGCCAAGAUGGCAGAGAAGCAGCAGAGGCUGGCCCAGGUGAAGGUGGAGGUCGGUGAACUGAAGGAGGAGAUCACCAAGAUCAAGUCUCAGAUCGUGGAGUCUCCAGAGGAGCUGAAGAGCCAGAUGGAGAAGAUGAGGGAGACUGUGAAGAACAUCAAGAAGUCCAUUACUGACACAGACGAGUGUGUGAUGGAGAUGCAGAACCGGGUGGAGAGCGUGAAGCACGCCGAGGCUCAGUUCCAGCAGUUAAUCGUCCUCCUGCAGGACCUGGAGAGAGGCCUGAAUGCCAACAAGCAGCUUCAGGAUGAGUACCAGAUGUUGGUGAGCCAGAACGAGAAGAUGGAGAAGGAGAUGAAAAAUCUCUGCAUCGAGGAGACGCAGCUGAAAGAAGCCCUGGACAUAAGGCGGGACAAGGAGUGCAAACAGAGCAUCCGCCGACAGAAGAGGAGGGAGAUGAAGGAACAACAUGUCCAGGGGGUGUUGGGGCAGUGUGACCAAAUCCACCAGAAAAGGGAGGAGAUGGCAGAUAAAAUCCAACAGAUUAAUGGAGAGACCCAGCAGAUGAAGGCCAACAUCAAGAGCCUGAGAGAGGUCUGCAGCAUAGAGACGGAGAAGGCCCAGGUGCUGUACGACACCCUGAUGGCCUCCAUAGAUGAACUGAACAAAAAGAUCGAGGUGCACUUGGAAGAUCUGAAACUGAACCUCAGCAAGUACUCUGACUCCAUCUGAUGCAGCGUGGGUCCCAUGUUACCAGAGGAAUUUAGAUCAGGGGUUGUCUACUGCUUCAUGUCAAGUCCAGAAGCAAAACUGUUUAUAUUUUAUUUAGAACCUGUAAAAUAAAAGGUUUCAGUUUCACCAAAUCAGAA
Molecule: messenger RNA, 1599 nt
Organism: Cyprinodon tularosa
Lineage: Eukaryota; Metazoa; Chordata; Actinopteri; Cyprinodontiformes; Cyprinodontidae
Gene: nuf2
Product: UF2 component of NDC80 kinetochore complex
Exons: 13
Coding region: 98-1462 (454 amino acids)
Biological process (GO): meiotic chromosome segregation; mitotic spindle organization; attachment of mitotic spindle microtubules to kinetochore
Cellular component (GO): Ndc80 complex; kinetochore
Molecular function (GO): protein-containing complex binding
Source: RefSeq, a predicted model, not a curated record